AUGGUUCGAGUUCUACUAGUUCUCCUUACGCAGCUGUACUUUACUUAUACGAUCAGUUCAGCUCCGGCAGAGACGACGAAAAGAUUGAAUAAAGAGCCUGCAAGACUUUUUUCCCUGACUCCAGCUGAGGCCAGAAGUCAUCAACGUGAAGAAGAAGAUUUAUACCAUAAAAUCGCACAACCUCUGGACAAACAUGAAUGGGGUUUAAUUCAUAAGUCUGUUUUGAAUCCUACACGAAUUUAUGACCGGUUCAAAGUGAAAUCUAUACAAAAUCAAGGUCGAUUACACCAAGACAAUAUGAUCAAAUUAAGCGCAAUCGCUCAUACAGGUGGUAAAGCUUUAGUAAGCAAGAGCGCAAGCGGUAAAAGAUGGGAAUAUAGGAGUACUCAUCCGGAUCAAAACACUGGAAAUCCUGAGUAG
Molecule: messenger RNA, 420 nt
Organism: Meira miltonrushii
Lineage: Eukaryota; Fungi; Basidiomycota; Exobasidiomycetes; Exobasidiales; Brachybasidiaceae
Exons: 1
Coding region: 1-420 (139 amino acids)
Source: RefSeq, a predicted model, not a curated record